Molecule: messenger RNA, 463 nt
Organism: Entamoeba invadens IP1
Lineage: Eukaryota; Evosea; Mastigamoebida; Endamoebidae
Exons: 1
Source: RefSeq, a predicted model, not a curated record
AUGUUGAAACAAGUAAGCAUUCUUGUUUUCAGUGUAUUUCAAUUUGUUCUUCUUUUCAUCUUUGUGUUUAUUUUUAUUAUAAAUGUUAAUAACAUUCCAAAAGUGUACAAAAACAAUACUCCAUUAAUAUUUCCUGACAUGCUAAAACCAAAAAAUAUUGAUUUUGUUUAUUCAUACGAAUUUAAACAGCCGACUUAUGCAAAUGAUGUCAUCAACACAAGUAACUUCAAUUAUGAUGGAAAAUGCAGAGAAAUAUUUAAAUACCCGGCAAACAACAAAAGGGAUUUGUUUAUCACAUCUGUCGGGUUUUCAGGUCUUAUAAAGAAUUAUUGGGAAGAUAAUAAGAAGGAAAUUACAACUAUAAUGGCACUUGCUAACAACACUUUUCCAAACGCCAAAAAAUUGGUUUUGUUACUGCCUGGAGAAGAAAAUAAAGACUUUGAAGAAACCACAAAGUAUUAUG